Microthlaspi erraticum is the source of this 282-nucleotide messenger RNA. NCBI's taxonomy places the organism in Eukaryota, Viridiplantae, Streptophyta, Magnoliopsida, Brassicales, Brassicaceae. The record is from the annotation of a GenBank genome assembly.
AUGGUGAUGGAUGCGACCACCGGUGAUGCUCCGACCAUGGUGGUGAAGAUGGUGAUGAUCGGUGGCCUCCGGCGUUGGCUCUGGCACUCCACGGACACCUCUCUCUUCUUCUCCACCUUCUUCCUCUCACGAUCUCUUCUUCCUUCUCUCUCCUUCUCUCUCAAUUUCCCCUCUGGUUUUCUUUCUCUCUCUCCUCACGACUCCUCUCCUUCCUCUUCUCUCACUUUUCUCCUUUUCCUUCGAUCCCUCCUCUCUCUCGGCGGCUCCUCAUGUCACGAGUAG